AUGUCAUCUUCUAUUCAAUACGGCGCCGACGGCCGACUAUACUACCAGGCAAGCGAUGGGCAAUGGUAUCCCUACACGGAACCAUCCUACACGAAUGCAAACCAAGUGUCGACGCAGCCAUACCAUCAAGCCCAGUAUGGCGAGCAAUGCCCAAGCUAUCAUCAGCAUGAAGACAAUGCAGCAGAAGCUGGGAGCUUCCAUGGAGACUAUGACGACGACGACCACACUGCGGCUUCCUCAUCUGCUCAAGGUGGACCAAAUGAAACUGCCAACUAUUUGAAGAAGCAAGAGAAAGAACGAAGACAUCGGGAGAAACUGCGGGAAGGUGGUCGAUCAACUCGCACUAGGCACAAGAGCAACACCAAGAAAAAGAUUGAGGAGACUCUGAAGCCACUCUAUAAGAGCAAGUAG
This is a messenger RNA of Colletotrichum tamarilloi, 411 nucleotides long. RefSeq lists its product as uncharacterized. The record is from RefSeq and is a predicted model, not a curated record. Bases 1 to 411 code for a protein of 136 amino acids. Lineage: Eukaryota; Fungi; Ascomycota; Sordariomycetes; Glomerellales; Glomerellaceae. The transcript has 2 exons.